CUUAGGUCUGUUUAACAGAUAAAACAUUGUUAUUGGUGAAAGGGCGUUAUUUUGAAUUUUGUUAGAGGAUACAUCUAUGAAUUUCUAGAUAGCUUAAUGCAAAACAACCAUUCAUAUUAAUCAAGAUAAUUGUCUUUGGAUUAAAUAACAUCAGUGCCACGGUGUCAGUGCGCGAAAAUUGGCACACGACAAAGUCAAAGGAUUUAACAGGUUUAUAUUAAUGUAAAUGCGCGCUGUCGGAACUGUAGUUAAAAAUAAUUGAAAUAAAAAUUAAAUAUUUGAAAUAGGGAAACUGUGAUAUGCAUUAAGAUCAGAGUCACGUUCUGCUUUUCAUGCAAGUGGAAAUAGAUAGGGGAAAUAAUAAGAACCGAAAUUUGGUUCAGAAUCAUCAUCAACCUCCCAUGGCUGGACCAGCGCAGGCGCAACCUUCUAAGCAAUCUCCUUUUAUGUUCAGUUGAAAUAAGCUACUUAAGCCUGUUAAGCUUAAGAAGUUUCGAGAAAUUGGGCCAGGCUGUUUAAAUGGAAGCGGAUGAGCAAUUGGAAGAAGAAAUUGAAAGAACAACAUCAGGGGUUAAAAUCAGAAUAGCCCAAAUGGCUGGACCGGCGCAGGCACAACCUUCUUACCAUUUGCCGAAGAUGUUCAGGGUUGGAGAACACAUAGGGUCGGAGGAUCGUAGAACAGAGUUCAAAGAAGGUGCAGGAUUUAUCAAAAAUGACUUUCGUUCCAACGUGGCAAAAUAUGUGUCAGCAUUUAUCAACUGCCAUGAAAACGGAAGACUAUUUAUAGGAGUGAAAGAUAACGGUGACGUGAAGGGCUAUGAAAUGAACCAAACACUGGAGGAUAAAAUGCGACGUGAUAUUGAUGAGGCAAUUAAAGAUAUAACGCCGAAUAUAUACCCGAAAGACUACUCCGUUGACUUUAUACCCGUAGCAGAUGAAAACGAAUAUGUAUCGGAUGGGAAUAGAUCAGUAUGGUACUCCGUUGUGAUAUGUAUAACUGUCCUCGGAGAUCGUAUAAACACCAAAGGGAAGCUCUACAGCACACGUCAAGGCACUUUUAUGAGAAGAGACGGCGGAGUGCAAACAUUGAGUGCACAGGAUUUUCACAGCUUCUACCAAGAAAAAUACCAAACUAAGAGAACAUCGUUGGAAAGAAACAUACAAGAAUUGCUUGAUACAACAAGAGAACAGCAAAAAGAAAUAGAACAAUUAAAACGACAUCAAGUUGAGAAUGCGACGGUCCAAGGAACAGUGGCGUCAAAACAGACCAUAGAAGAAAUCAAGACACUUCGUUCCAUCAUUGAAUCACAACAUAAGAAAUCAAAAGUGUGUUCAAUAUCGUAGAACGGUAUUUUAGGUGUUGGUAUCAGUCACAUUUUGUGUUGGCACUCCCAGUAUAAGAUGCAAUUGUAAAAAACAUUUCAUAAAAUACUGUCAUGUAAACC
Molecule: messenger RNA, 1445 nt
Organism: Mya arenaria
Lineage: Eukaryota; Metazoa; Mollusca; Bivalvia; Myida; Myidae
Product: schlafen-like protein 1
Exons: 7
Coding region: 520-1344 (274 amino acids)
Source: RefSeq, a predicted model, not a curated record